AUGAUGAAUCACCAAGAUUAAGCAUCAUUUGAUGAUAGUCGUUUGUAAUAGGAGAUGAAGUAAACUGCCUAAUUUUUUAAUCCCCAAUUAAGCUCAUUGGGAUAAUCCAUUAAAUUUUAAUAAAAACAAAUAUAAAGAGUGCCCUUCAAAUCACCAAAAGAAUAAGCAUUCAAGCUUAGUUCAGAAGGCAAAAAGAAUUUGUAACCUCAGAUAAACAGUGAAAAGAGACCAUCUCAAACUUUGAAAAAAGUCACUCUGACUAAAUCUACUAAAUAGUUUGCAUAAAAUAAUCACAUUACUCCUGUCAUGCAUAAAUUUGGCUCUCCUCCUAAAUUAAUUAAAGUUCCUUCUGUUAAACCAUUUUCACCACCUCAACCCAAAACAAACAAUGAAUAAAUUAAUAUAGUCUAGAAUAAUUCUGUUGCACCAGGCUUCCAAAGAAAUGCAAAUAUCAAGUUUGGCCAACCUCUCAAAAUUUCAGACAAUGAAUUUAACAUCAGCAUGGCUGAUCUGUAGCCUGUUCGAAAACACAUCCCAACCAAACAAACUGAAGACUUUGUUAAACCCGAAUAUCCAUCUUAUCAAAAAUCCUUAUUAGAUAGCAGACAAUCUCAAUAUAAUAGUGAAUAAAUGCAAAAAUCCAAUUCAACUGCAUUUUUACCCCGAAUUAAUUAAACAAAAAAAAUUUACAAUAAUCAACUUAUUGGGUAUGGUUCUAUCGGACAAUAAUCCCAAUAGGAGACAGCUUUAAGAACAAAUUCCUCGAAAUAAACCAUCACUCCUGUCAAUGAAUUUAUUAAUUUCAAUCUACCGAAUGAUGAUGUGUCUAGAAAAUCAAGAACUGCAUAGGAACAUUUAAGAGACUCUCAAGAAUCUCAAAAUUAAAUUAAACAAGCAUACAAACUCAUGAGUAUGGAUAAGCCAGAUCAAUUUAAUCAAUUACCACAAAUACAAUCCCCUCAAGCAAGCACUAAACAAUAAUUUGCAUUUCAAUCAACUGGAGGUUCAUAGAAACCAAAGAAUUUUCUGCAAAGAACUCCUCAAACUAAGAUAAUAAGUCGAUUAUUUUCAUCAAAAUCAGACAAUAACUAAGUUAUUUGA
Paramecium tetraurelia is the source of this 1101-nucleotide messenger RNA. RefSeq lists its product as uncharacterized. The record is from RefSeq and is a predicted model, not a curated record. Lineage: Eukaryota; Ciliophora; Oligohymenophorea; Peniculida; Parameciidae. The transcript has 2 exons.